This is a messenger RNA of Linum trigynum, 4169 nucleotides long. NCBI's taxonomy places the organism in Eukaryota, Viridiplantae, Streptophyta, Magnoliopsida, Malpighiales, Linaceae. The record is from the annotation of a GenBank genome assembly.
CCCCUCAGUCUCAUCAAUCUUGAGGACAAACAGGUCUCCAAACCACCCAACAAACAAGACUUGACAAUGCAAUUGCAGGGGAUGGUUCCUUUUUCCCUCCUCAGGCACCAUUUUCUUUCCAGGGUUAUGGGGUAAAAGGUUGCUCUUUGAAGGAGUGUGGAAAAGGGUACAUGGUGAUGAACAUGUUCAGAGAAUGUGGCUAUGGUUUCUGUGAGUGAGGUCCCCUAAUUGCAGGACAACUUGGGGCCAGUUGUAGUAGGCAGAGGGGUUUAAAAUGAGAUCAUGUUUACCAAUGGACUUGACAUUUGAAAAUUGAGACAACUUUCCAACUUUGUCUUUGCCAGGUGAGCUGUUCGAAAGUGAUUACACGGUCACAUUAUAGGAUGGAUGAUAUGUACAGCUAGGCAACUGUGUGCGGUUUGUGAAAAAAGGCUCCGAGGAUAAGGUGGUCGGGCAAGUCUUUGUAAUCUGCUGGAUUUGAGUUAAUGGAACUAGGUUACUGCCAAUUUUGGUUCGGUUUGGUUGGAUUCGAUCUAUCGACCGUGGAUAGUUAUCUGUAUGACAUUUGAGCAAUGGGGAGUGGAGGUAAUGCUACUCUUCUUUGUCGGUACAGUCAAUACUAUGAAUGUCGAAAGUAAAAUAUUAGUCAUGGUGGACAAGGUUACAGAUCAUAUAGUUACCUUCCCCUACACUCUGUUUUGGAAGAGGGGUAAAUGGGAGGAGGGUGCAAAUGUGAGGGGUAAACACAGUUUCCAACACAUUUGCACCCUGUUUGGUUAAUUUGGAACAGUAGGGGGGUGCAAAACAAGAGUGCAAAUUUACUGUUUAGGCUUACCCCGAAUUGGGGUGCAAGGGAAGGAAGGAAGAGAGGGGGAGGGGGGAAUUAUGGAAUUUUAUUUUUCUAAUUGUGUUAUAUAUAAUUAUAUAAUAAUUAAUAUUAUCAAUUCCUUCUUUUUAUAAAUAUCAUUAAUGUAAACAUUAUUCGGGGUUGACCAUUUGACUCUGGAAACAAGUUUAUCAAUGUUCGUCAAGUCAAAUCUAGAUCGCUUGGUUGAAUCGAAUUUGCAUUGAAAAUUAGAGAUACGAGGUGUUUGUGGAAAAGACAGAGAGAAAUUGUUUGGUUAACUCAGUUUAUUUGACUAAAUAGUUAAAACUUACAAAUUCGAACGUGUUUGACUAAGUUUGACAAUUUAAGAUUAAACUAGACACGAAAACCCUAUAUAGGAUGACCAGUUACGAGUUGAGCUUCGAGUUUUGAGAUCGCUCGAUCAAUGAUUAUUACAAUUGUUAUAAUUAAUUAUUAUUUGAGCAUUAUUAUAUAGUAACUAUUUUUAGUAAAGUAUAUUUAUUAUUAUAUAGUAAUAUUUAUUUUAUUAUUUUAUGAUAAGAUUUUAAGAUUAUAAAAUAGUAUUUUAAAAUCUACUUUAAAAUAAUAUAAUUACUUACUUUUCACUCUAUUUGCACCCCCCUACUUUUUCAUCCAAACAACAAUUUACCCCUCCACUUACAACCCCAGCAAUUUGCACCCCCCAGCAAUUUACCCCUCAACUUGCACCCCCUGCAAUUUACAUGUUCAAGAAGUAUCACCUCAUUAGGGGGAUUGAGGAUAUGCCAGAUGGGUGUAUUGGUCAAAUACUCAGAUAUAAUUAGUAGGGCUGGUAAUCAGUCGGUAUCCGGUAUAUCGGGUGCUGGCGUCGUGGCUGCCGAAUACCGAUACCGAAUUUCAGUCGGUAUACCGGUAUACCGGGUAAUCGGUAUUCGGUAUGAACCCAGUAUCCCGAAAACCGUCGAGAAAAAUGGGGAAGAAGAACUGUCGCCGCCGGAAUCGUCAUCUCCGUCGGAAUCUCUGCACUCCAACUCAGCGAACACUCGCCUCCUCCCCUGUUCUUCUUCUUCUUCCCUUCUUUUGUCUUCUAAAUCCUUCCUUUCUUCUUCUACCUCUCCGUCGGCGGCUGCUGCUGCUGGUGAAGAGAAGAGGAUGACGGAGAUGCGGCGUAGCUCUUCCCGUCGGCGACUGCUGCUGGCUGAGGUGGGAGGGAGAUCGAGUUUGGGCUUCGGGGAAGAGAAGAGGAAGAGGAAGCCGAGGCUAGCUGCUGGGGGCGACAGAUUGAAUCAGACAGAGGAGAAAGGACAGGGGCGGCGGGGGUUGUUGAACGGCGAAUUGAAUCGGGGAGGUCGAGGGUCGUCGGGUCGGGGAUGGCGAGAAGGGAAGAGGAGGCUGCUGGAGGCGGCGGCGAGGGGCGCUGCUGGAGGCGACGACACGGGCUGGGGGCGGCUGCUCGGAGAAGGGUUGCGGCUCAGAGGAAAACGCGAGGGAGGGAGUCUGGUUUGAGAAUUUUUUAGGGUUGCUUUGCUGGGUUGGGUUGUUGCGGCAGAGCCCCAAAUUGACAAAUUCAAUCCGCCAAAACCCUUCAGUCUGUGCAUCGCGUUUUGCUCUUUUUUUUAAUAAUCGGUAUUACGGUAUACCGGUAUACCGUUGGUAACUACCGACUCUUAUCCGGUAUUACCGAAUGUAAAAUAUCACGCCCGAAUACUGAUACCAACGGUAUUCGGUAUACCGAAUACCAGUUUACCGAUUACUACUCCUAAUAAUUAGGGAUGACAAUUUCGACCUAACCUUUUUUUGGUGGGAGUAGGCAUGGGUACUCUUCUCAGCUGACCAGCCAUCACCCGCUCCAUUCUCGACCUGUUGUUGCUUAAAUUACAUCUAAUUUUACAUAAAUUAUUUAGAAUUUUACUUUUAUUACCUUAUAUUUUAGUUAUAAUGAUUAAUGAAGUUGUAAAUAUGAGAGAACGCCAACCUCUCAAAUUAUUUAACUACAUUUAUAAUAUUAUAGUUUGUUUUUUUAUGUUUCAAUGAAAAUAAUAAAUAUUUUUAAUGUUUUUCUAUUGAGUCACUUACUCAUAUGGGUCGACCUGUCCGAUCCGCAUCUUUUAAUAAAUAAUCCGACCCAUUAGGGGUUAUGGUAUAGUAUCAUGCCCCAAACUCCGGUUAAUUCAUUGUCUAAAUAGCAAAACUCAACGGGCGUACGGUAGCUAGCGUAUGUCCGGGCGUACGCUAGCCUUUGUCAUAUAUAUAUAUAUGGUGGCGUCUUCGGUGCACUCACUUUUUUGAGUGCAUUCAGUGCACUCGCUUCAUAACCUUCAUUUUAAACAUGCGAUUUAUGUCAAAAUGAUGUCAAUCAUCAGUUAUGAUGAGAUGAACAAUAACACACAUGAAUUUGCACAAAACCCAUUGAAGAUUUACUCUAAUUUGAAGGAUUUAGAGUUUAGAGAUUUAGGGUUUGGGUUAGGGGUUUAUAAUUUGAGCUUUAGGGAUAGAACACAAAAUUGGAGGUCUAGGGCUUAGGGUAGUCCGCUAAUUAGUUGUUAUCGUAUGUUAUAUCAUCAUAUUACACUAAUUCUACAAAUUAAAAUUCAAAAUCCGACACCUUAAGACUAGUUUUUGGGUUGGAUGCAUUGAACGUACUCAUUUUUGUGAGUGCACCGAAGUAGUCACAUAUAUAUUUAUUCGAGUAUUUUUUAUACACAACCCAUGAUUGCUGAGAUGGUAUAUAUCUCGACGGUUAUAAAUGAAGCGUCCCUUGUACAUUCUAAAUUAACCUUAAUAGAAACGCAAAAACAUUGCAUGAAUCAAAGAAAAUAUUGUAAUUCCUCGACUUCGUGUCAGAUUUAAGAGCAUCAACUCUCCUCCCUUCGGACUCACUACUAAGUAUAUCGUAGCAGUGUUAAAAUAGCAAUUUUACUAUAUUUUAAAGCAUUGGCGUUUCAAAGUAUAACUUUAAGUUGUACCAUAACGUUAAAGGUACAAAUUGAAGUUGUACCAGAAAAGAAUUUGGACCUUUAUGUUAUAAUACAACUUCAAAUUACAAAUUAUACCAUAACAUAAUGUACAUCUUUAGUUUGUACUAUAAAGAGAUAUAUACAAAAAAAAUAUAGGUACCACAACUUGAAGCUGUACCAUAACGUUAAAAGUACAAAUUGAAGUUGUACCAUAAGAGAAUUUGGACCUUUAUGUUAUGAUACAACUUCAAAUUACAAAUUAUACCAUAACAUAAUGUACAUCUUUAGUUUAUACCAUAAAGAAAUAUAUACAAAAAAUAUAGAUACCACAACUUGAAGUUGUACCAUAAAUACAAAAAACUAAAGAAUCAAUGUUUAAAGCAUUU